Messenger RNA from Penicillium atrosanguineum, 891 nucleotides. RefSeq names its product mitochondrial 54S ribosomal protein uL3m. Gene Ontology annotation, biological process: translation. Bases 1 to 891 code for a protein of 296 amino acids. The record is from RefSeq and is a predicted model, not a curated record. Gene Ontology annotation, molecular function: structural constituent of ribosome. NCBI's taxonomy places the organism in Eukaryota, Fungi, Ascomycota, Eurotiomycetes, Eurotiales, Aspergillaceae. Gene Ontology annotation, cellular component: ribosome; mitochondrial large ribosomal subunit. The transcript is spliced from 2 exons.
AUGUCGCUACGCCUCCCAGGGAAGCUACUUCAGCUUUCCUCGUUCCUGUGGGCUGUUCAAUCUGCCCUCCCCCGGACUCAUGUGCGCUCAUUCGGUAUCAAAUCCCUUAACGAGGCCAAACCCAGUCGCUUCAAUGUUGGCCCCGGUCUGCCCGUCCUCGAGUCGACAUCGACUGCGGCCCUUCGUCGCAAAGCCAACUCAUUGCCCCUCCGAUCUGGAGUCAUUGCUACCAAGAAGGGCAUGACUGCCGUUUUCGAUGCGGACACCGGCAAGCGCACCCCAUGCACAGUUCUGCAGCUCGAUCGCGUGGAGGUCGUCUCCCACAAAACUCGCCAAAAACACGGCUACUUCGCUGUUCAGGUCGGAUCAGGCUGGAAGCACCCCAGCAACAUGACAAAAUCACUCCUCGGCCAUUUUUCCGCCAACGGACUCUCCCCCAAACGCCACGUCUUCGAGUUUCGCGUCAAGGACGAAUCCGGUCUCCUUCCCGUCGGCGAGAGCAUCCGGGCCAAUUGGUUCCAGGAGGGCCAGUAUGUUGAUGCUCGCUCCAACACAAAGGGUAAAGGCUUUGCAGGUGUCAUGAAGCGUCACGGAUUCCACGGUCAGGACCGUAGUCACGGUGUCAGUUUGACGCACCGUUCUCUUGGUUCCUCUGGACCUGGCCAGGGUGGUGGUUCCCGUGUCUACCCAGGCAAGAAGAUGGCAGGAAACAUGGGUAAUACACAGAACACGGUCCAGAAUCUGAAGAUUCUUAAGGUGGACUCUGAGACCGGAGUUGUGGUUGUGAGCGGUGCGGUCAGUGGCCCCAAAGGAUGCACUGUGAGAAUUCAGGAUGCAAUCAAAAAGCCGUGGCCAGAGGUUGCACCUGUAGUCGAGGCCGCAACGGCUUGA